CUGAGGCGGGGAGAACUUUGCGCUCCGAGCAGAACCACCCUUUGCUGGCCAGUCGCGUCGCUCCUCUGAGGAAACCAGCGGCGGAGGCGACUGGGCGGAAAGAGGACGAAAGAAAGGAAGAGGACGAAAGAAAGGAAGAGGGGAAGUAGUGAGGGAAGAAGAAAAAUGAAGCCAGCGCUGGGGGAGCCCGCCAGAGGGUGGCCGACGGUGAAGCAAGGAGAAUUUGGCUGCUUUUCCACACCCCGGGCGUGAACGCCUUCUCCUGCCUGACCCCAAGGAAAUAAGUGGGUCUCGCCUGGGCAGAAACAGAAGAGACAAGAACCCAAGUGAGCGCCUUGCCUCCUCGGUCACCGUUGUUCCCUAGGAAUCCUAGCUGCUCCUCAGCCCAGCCUCCCCGCGGGGCCAGACGCAGUGCCCGAGCCGCCCUGCGGAUGGAGCGGGCAGGGAACAGGCGCCCAAGCCGCGGGUGACCGGCGUCGCCCGCCCCGCUCCGCGCAGGGACCGGGUGGGCUGAGAAUGCGAGGCAGAGGGACGUGGGGGAGGGAUCCAAGACUGCCGAGGGCGCACUAGGCUCCAACUUGAAUGGCCCAGAGUCGGCUCCAGCUCCUGGGACCGCUUCGCCGCGCGGAGUGAGCUGCGCGCGGGACUUGGGGGCGGAGACCUUAGGCGGCCGCUGAAGGGGAGCGAACCCGGCGCAGGAGGGGGCGCGCUUUCUCCCUGCGGGUCUCAGUAAUGAGGAGACUGAGUUUGUGGUGGCUGCUGAGCAGGGUCUGUCUGCUGCUGCCGCCGCCCUGCGCACUGGUGCUGGCCGGGGUGCCCGGCUCCUCCUCGCACCCGCAGCCCUGUCAGAUCCUCAAGCGCAUCGGGCACGCGGUGAGGGUAGGCGCGGUGCACUUGCAGCCCUGGACCACUGGCCCCCGCGCGGCUAGCCGCACUCCGGAUGGCAGCCCGACAGGCGCUCAGCGAGAUGAACCCGAGCCAGGGACUUGGCGGCCCCCAGAGCCCUCGCCGGGCGCACGCUGGUUGGGGAGCGCCCUGCAUGGCCGGCGGCCCCCGGGCGCCCGGAAUCCCGGGGAGGGCGCUAGGGCCGAGACCCUUUGGCCUAGGGACGCCCUCCUCUUCGCCGUGGACAACCUGAACCGCGUGGAAGGGCUGCUGCCCUACAACCUGUCUUUGGAAGUAGUGAUGGCCAUCGAGGCGGGCCUGGGCGAUCUGCCGCUCUUGCCCUUCUCCUCCCCUAGCUCGCCGUGGAGCAGUGACCCUUUCUCCUUUCUGCAGAGCGUGUGCCACACCGUGGUGGUGCAAGGGGUAUCGGCGCUGCUCGCCUUCCCUCAGAGCCUGGGCGAGAUGAUGGAGCUCGACUUGGUCAGCUAUGUCCUGCACAUUCCAGUUAUCAGCAUCGUGCGCCACGAGUUUCCGCGGGAGAGUCAGAAUCCCCUUCACCUCCAACUGAGUUUAGAAAAUUCAUUAAGUCCUGAUGCUGAUGUCACUGUCUCAAUCCUGACCAUGAACAACUGGUACAAUUUUAGCGUAUUGCUGUGCCAGGAAGACUGGAACAUCACUGACUUCCUCCUCCUUACCCAGAAUAAUUCCAGGUUCCACCUGGGCUCUAUCAUCAACAUCACCGCCAGCCUCUCCUCCACUGAGGACCUCUUGAGCUUCCUGCAGGUCCAACUUGAGAGCAUUAAGGACAGUACGCCCACAAUGGUGAUGUUCGGCUGCGACAUGGGAAGUAUCCGGCAGAUUUUUGAAAUUACCACCCAGUUUGGGGCAAUGUCCCCUGAGCUCCAUUGGGUGCUGGGGGAUUCCCAGAACGUCGAGGAACUGAGGACAGAAGGUCUGCCCUUAGGUCUCAUUGCUCAUGGAAAAACAACACAGUCUAUCUUUGAGUACUACGUACAAGAUGCCAUGGAACUGGUUGCAAGAGCUGUAGCCACAGCCACCAUGAUCCAGCCAGAACUUGCUCUCAUUCCCAGCACGAUGAACUGCAUGGAUGUGGAAACUGCAAAUCUCACUUCAGGACAAUAUUUAUCAAGGUUUCUAGCCAACACCACUUUCAGAGGCCUCAGUGGUUCCAUCAAAGUAAAGGGUUCCACUAUCAUCAGCUCAGAAAACAACUUUUUCAUCUGGAAUCUGCAACAUGACCCCAUGGGAAAGCCAAUGUGGACACGCUUGGGCAGCUGGCAGGGGGGGAAGAUUGUCAUGGACUAUGGAAUAUGGCCAGAGCAGGCCCAGAGGCACAAAACCCACUUCCAACACCCAAGUAAGCUACACUUGCGAGUGGUCACCCUGAUCGAACAUCCAUUUGUCUUCACGCGGAAGGUAGAUGAUGAAGGCUUGUGCCCUGCUGGCCAACUCUGUCUAAACCCCAUGACUAAUGAUUCUUCCAUAUUGGACAGCCUUUUUAGCAGCCUCCAUAGCAGUAAUGAUACAGUGCCCAUCAAAUUCAAGAAGUGCUGCUAUGGCUAUUGCAUUGAUCUGCUGGAAAAGCUAGCAGAAGACAUGAACUUUGACUUUGAUCUCUAUAUUGUUGGCGAUGGCAAAUAUGGAGCCUGGAAAAAUGGGCACUGGACUGGGCUGGUGGGUGAUCUCUUGAGUGGGUCAGCCCACAUGGCAGUCACUUCCUUCAGCAUCAAUACUGCACGAAGCCAGGUGAUAGAUUUCACCAGUCCUUUCUUCUCCACCAGCUUGGGCAUCUUAGUGAGGACCCGAGACACAGCAGCUCCCAUUGGAGCCUUCAUGUGGCCACUCCACUGGACAAUGUGGCUGGGGAUUUUUGUGGCUCUGCACAUCACUGCCAUCUUCCUCACUCUGUAUGAAUGGAAGAGCCCCUUUGGUAUGACUCCCAAGGGGCGGAAUAGAAGUAAAGUUUUCUCCUUCUCUUCAGCCUUGAAUGUCUGUUAUGCCCUCUUGUUUGGUAGAACAGCAGCCAUCAAACCCCCAAAAUGCUGGACUGGAAGGUUUCUAAUGAACCUUUGGGCCAUUUUCUGUAUGUUUUGCCUUUCUACCUACACAGCGAACUUGGCUGCUGUCAUGGUAGGUGAGAAGAUCUAUGAAGAGCUUUCUGGAAUACAUGACCCUAAGCUACAUCAUCCCUCCCAAGGCUUCCGCUUUGGAACUGUCCGGGAAAGCAGUGCUGAAGAUUAUGUGAGGCAAAGCUUCCCAGAGAUGCAUGAGUAUAUGAGAAGGUACAAUGUACCAGCCACCCUGGAUGGAGUGGAAUAUCUGAAGAAUGAUCCAGUGAAACUAGAUGCCUUUAUCAUGGACAAAGCCCUCCUGGAUUAUGAAGUGUCAGUAGAUGCUGACUGCAAACUUCUCACCGUGGGGAAGCCAUUUGCCAUAGAAGGAUAUGGCAUUGGUCUCCCUCCCAGCUCUCCCCUGACCUCCAAUAUAUCCGAGCUGAUCAGUCAAUACAAGUCACAUGGGUUUAUGGACGUGCUGCAUGACAAGUGGUACAAGGUGGUUCCCUGCGGGAAGAGAAGUUUCGCUGUCACUGAGACUUUGCAAAUGGGCAUCAAACACUUCUCUGGACUCUUUGUGCUGCUGUGCAUCGGAUUUGGUCUGUCCAUCUUGACCACCAUCGGUGAGCACAUAGUGUACAGGCUGCUGCUCCCACGCAUCAAGAACAAAUCUAGGCUGCAAUACUGGCUCCACACCAGCCAGAGGUUACAUAGAGCCCUAAACACAUCAUUUGCAGAGGAAAAGCAGCAGCGUUUCAAGACUAAACAUGUGGAAAAGAGGUCCAACAUGGGACCCCGUCAGCUCUCAGUGUGGAACACUUCCAAUCUGAGUCAUGACAACCGACGGAAAUACAUCUUCAGUGAUGAUGGAAGACAAAACCAGCUGGGCCUCCGGACACACCAGGACAUCCCUCUCCCGCCCAGGAGAAGAGAGCUCCCUGCCUCACUGACCACCAACGGAAGAGCGGACUCCCUAAGUGGGGCUCGGAACUCAGUGAUGCAGGAGCUCUCAGAGCUGGAGAAGCAGAUUCAGGUGAUCCGGCAGGAGCUGCAGCUGGCCGUGAGCAGGAAAACGGAGCUGGAAGAGUAUCAAAGGACAAAUCGGACUUGUGAGCCCUAGCUGGCCAUGCUGCUCCCCGUUCUCAGUUCCUGGCCUUCCUCUGCGCCCUUGAGACACUUUGUAUGCUCUUUUGUAACUACUAACCAAGGUGUGCGCAAGCUGAGGUCAAGGUCCUCUUAGAAGUCAAGCCUAAAAAGCAGUGGCUGGUCUUCUUCUCAAGCUUAGUCCUCGGUCUCCAGAGUAGGAGUCUUUUUCGGAGCAGGAGUCUUAGUCAGGAGCAAACGCCGUGUGAGGGAUCUGUGAAGAACCAGACAACCCAGCUCCCGUUAACCAUUUCACCAGGUGCCACACUAAUAGUUCUGGUUUUUAGCCCUUUCGCUGCUCUGUCAGCAGCAGGAGAUAAAAUUGUUACUCAUCCCUGUGUCUUACUGGGUUGUUGGUUUUAAUCUCGGGAUAGAGCAGGAUUAUCCAGGGUUGUGGCUUUUGCCACAACUCCCCAGUCCAGAUUUGUCCUUACAUUCUGAAUGGGGAGCCACGGAAGAGCUAGAGAAACUUAGGACAGGGAGGAGGGUACUUAAAAAAAUUAACUGAAUUCAUUUGUAUCACAGCGGGCCAAGGACUGAUUGAGUCAGGCAAGAGCCACGGUUUUAAAAGGGUCCUGGAUCUUCAGCACCAUCCUGACUAACAUUUAGUAGCAACAUGUUUACUGUGCAAGGAGACAGGGAUGUGGUGGGCAGGAAGAGGACGGGCAGAGAGGCAUUAAAAACGUGUACCAAAAGCUCUGGGCCAGAAAAGCGAUUUGGCUAAGGAAAGGAUUGGAUAAUCCUAAUCUAACUAAGCAUCUCCGCUAUAGUGUGUGCCUUUUACAAAGGAAAGAGAAAGAAAAGCCAAGCAAGGAUGUGGCCUUAGGAUGGAACUGGAAUAUCCCUGCUUAUUGCCUGUGCAGCAGGACAUGUGAGCUGGCACUGUGGGUUAAGGGAAAAUGUUCUGCAAACGAUAUAGUAGGCUGUUUUCAGAUCAGCAGUCACCUAUGUCUUAGCUGCAGGGUUUCCAGAAGUGAACCUCAAGCCUGUGGACAUUACAAGCUUCAACAUUCAGGAACGUGCCCUGUGCUCUUCAUAUCUAUAUGGGUAACUGCCAAGUCAGUCUCCCCAGCCUCACCUCCAUCUGUGAGAAGCUGUGAAUAGGCUUUGGUCCCUCUGAUUGGCCCCAUCUAAUGCUCCCAAGAGACUGAUAUGAAUAACCUGUUUCCCCUCUGUGUAAGCAUCCCUUUGCCAGUGUGCAAGGCUUGGGCAUGCAGAAAAAGAAGGGAGUAUGGGAACGACAGAACUUCAGUUCCCAGUGUUAGUGUAGACAGACAUUGUCUAGGAACUCAUUACAACACUGACUGCCAGGGCUCUUCCCCAGAGGAUGGGGCAGGGGUUGGGGGGAAGUUGGGAAUUUGGAUGUGGGUUUGGAAACCUCCUGUUACCAACACCCGCAGGUGACUGACAUGUGGUCCAAAAAUGACCCUUCAAGGAACACUGUUUUAGAAGUUUGGCUGUCCCAGGCCUGGGGAGAAGUGAGAAGAUCCUUCUUGAGAGUUUCUCAAACUUCAGCACACACCUGAUUCACCAUCCAUGCAGCCACUCCCACCCCAGGGCACCAUUUAAGACUAGACUUCCUUGUUUAGCAGUUCCUUGCUUUAUCUUCUCAGUAUCACCUUUGCUCCUCCCCAGUCAACUGAAGGCCUGCAGUGAGUUCUCAGCGCUGUACCAAGCACUGUGCUCUGUAACAGCUGCAGAUCAUUGGGAAGCCGCCUCAACCACAAAAUUUCUUCCCCUACUUUUGGAUGCAAUCCCUGCAUUUCCACCAAGAGCUGCCAGUCCCCCAGGGAAAGAUAACACUUUAAGCUGCAAUUUGAUAACACUUUAGCAAUUAGUUAAUUGUCUGAGAAAACCUCGGGGGGUGGAUGUCUGUGCAGAAAUACUGAUGAGGGAGGUGGGAGGGUUCUAAAGUUAGACUCCAUCAACCUCACAGAUGAACAGUUCAACAAUGAGAGAACAGUGAGCCAUGGAAACAGAAAGGACAACUCUGCUUUGAAAUGCCCAUCCUCCCAUGUUCUCACCCCAGACCCAGAAGCAGGUUUGCAACGGCCUUUAGAAGAUUAUGCCUGUUAGCCAUCCCCACCUGUCUGCAACAGCUAAGGAUGCUCUAGAGAAUCUGCCGUCACGGUCUGUACCCCUAACUCCUGCACAGCCCGGAAGGCUGACAUCCAGGUGUACCUCAGAUCAUGUCACAGCCAUGCUCCUACCGUUGUACGUGGACAUUUUUAUAACUCAGCUUAUAUUCUGACUGUACUUGAGAAGCUGGCUAUUUAAAGGAACCCAGAGGUGAAUUCUUUUGUAAAGAAUCCUUUUGUAAUGCAAUUAAUUAUCCCUUACUGUAUCUGUUUUGUAAGUUUGAAUUUUUGUAUAUCGGGUUUACCUUAAGCUUCCCUACUGAGGCAUUCUGUGCAGUGGUGAUAACAUGCCAGACCACGCUGCCUAUCCACAAAGCAGGUGACCAGUGCAUGGCUCCUCAAGUAUCUUCCAAGGAACUAUUUGGCCAAAAUUGCGGCCAGGAUGUGGCAACAAGCAGCAGGGCUGAAAGCAGGCUUAUUGCCGUCAGCAUUGCUUGAAAUGCCUCCAUGUUCUGGAUGAAGGAAAAACAAAGUGUAACUGCUUGUGGUGAAAUGAAGCAGUCUUCAUGUUAAGUAGCAAUGGUUAUUUUUAUCAGUAGUAACUGAACAGUGUUUUGCAAUUUGUGAAACUGUGUGUUGUGUUUUGUACAAAGAUUUCAUGACAUGGUGGGUCCUCUGAAAACCCUCCUUCCUGUUCUGCCCCACCUCUGUUCUCUCAACUCCCUUCAGGCUCAAAAACACACAGAUGAAAAGUCUUUAGGUGAAGAGUAGUUUUCUGGUUAAGAAGAUGAGGGGUUCUACCUUGCCUCCUCUUGUGGGCUCCUAUUUUAUGAGAUCCGGAAAGCCUCCAUUUGUUCUAAGCUCUGAUGCUGGGAAACCUGGAACAUGACAAGCUGGCUGUGCCACACCCCACAGCCAUGCUUUCCAAGGGGGAAUUCCUGGCACAGGAAGCACACAGUGAAGUAACUGGGUGAAUUAGAACAGACAGGGCUGCUUGGUUCAUGGAAACAGUAACAUCAAGGGCCUCGGGGAGUCGAUGCCCAAGGUAGAAGAGCAGGGGAGCCCCUCCAACAAUUAAAGACAAGGCGGAACAAUGACUGGGACAGCCAAGUGAGGCGGCCACAGGGACCCAGGGGUUGAGGUCUUGACUGUGCCUGGAGGUGACUCUCCGUCAUGCGUGGAUCCUGCUGUUGCACAAAACUUAUACGGGAGCUGCUGCUUCUGUGCCAACCGGGGAGGGGUGAGAGGAGCAGCUGCCGAGCAGGCAGAGCUCUGUGAUCUAGGCGAGCCUUCUUGGUGCUGGUGCUGGUGCUGGUGCUAGGUCCGGGUCCGUGGAGCUUGGGGCUAGCGGGCACUUCCUUGGUGUGGAUAAAGACUGAAGGGGAAGAAACGACUCCAGAGCCUCUCUUUAUCCCAACUCGUGCUUUUGAUAGGCAAACCAGAAAAGCCACACAGUCCUCACAAGAAAUUUCUUUCUAGACAUUGAAACCACUUCACUCUGCAAUGUAUCAUUACCCUUUCUUCACCCACCCAUGACCAUGUAAUCUAGGAUACCCUCAUUCUUGAAGUUUAGUUCCUAAUUGUUUUCUGAAAAUAACGUACCUAUAAGUAUUUUCUUAAGGUUUGUAAAGAGUGUUUGCAUUGUGUCUUCAUUUCAAUGUGUUUGCGAUCGCUCCACUCCAGGAAGAACUGAAAUGCUGUCUUGUGAGCAUGAAGUGAACAGGCUGUUUUGCUCCAGCCACUUUUCUUGUACAACCAUGUGGAUGGACUAGAUGUCCUCAGGUCUUUUCCAUCUUCAGUUUCUAUGACUGUGGAAUAAAUGUUCAGAUAGAAACUUCA
Molecule: messenger RNA, 8020 nt
Organism: Camelus dromedarius (Arabian camel)
Lineage: Eukaryota; Metazoa; Chordata; Mammalia; Artiodactyla; Camelidae
Gene: GRIN3A
Product: glutamate ionotropic receptor NMDA type subunit 3A
Exons: 9
Coding region: 733-4080 (1115 amino acids)
Biological process (GO): monoatomic ion transport; ionotropic glutamate receptor signaling pathway
Cellular component (GO): plasma membrane
Molecular function (GO): NMDA glutamate receptor activity
Source: RefSeq, a predicted model, not a curated record